ACAGCGUCAGUGGGGCGACGCAACGGUCCCACUCAUAAUUACAAAUCGAAGCAGGGGAAAAUAUCACACACAUUGGAGUUUGUUACGCUUUUUUUUUCUUUACCUACAUUUGUAACAACCAGUCUCACAACUCCGAGGAGACCCAGACAAGGAAGGCAAUCUAAACCGAAACUAUCGACAGAACAAUUAAGUCAGAAACCAACUACUAACUACACAAUUUCAGUCCAAUGGCGACACCGUGUGUUACCAAGGUGGAGCUGACAGUCUCCUGUGAACAUCUGCUGGACUUGGACAUGGGAUCAAAGUCUGACCCUCUGUGUGUCCUGGUCAUGAAUUCAUCUGGAAACCAGUGGUUUGAGGUUGAUCGCACAGAGAGGGUUAAGAACUGCCUGAACCCAAAAUUUGCCAAGAAGUUUGUCGUCGAUUACUACUUUGAAGUUGUUCAGAAACUCAGAUUCAGCAUUUAUGAUAUUGACAAUAAAACCAUUGAUUUAAGUGAUGAUGACUUCCUGGGAGAGGUGGAGUGCUCUUUGGGUCAGAUUGUUUCCAGCAGCAAGCUGACAAGACCUUUGGUGCUAAAAAGCAAAAAACCUGCAGGAAGGGGAAUUAUUACGAUCUGUGCGGAGGAAAUCAAGGACAACAGAUUUGUGAAUUUGGAGGUGGAGGCCAGAAAACUGGACAACAAGGAUUUCUUUGGAAAGUCAGACCCAUACCUGGAGUUUUAUAGGCAAACAGGAACAGGCUGGCAGCUUGCACACAGAACAGAGGUGGUGAAGAACAACUUGAACCCCAGCUGGAGACCUUUUAAAAUCUCUCUUCAGUCUGUCUGUGGUGGGGACAUAGAGAAACCAAUCAAGGUUGAAUGUUACGAUUAUGACAGCGAUGGGUCUCAUGAUUUGAUAGGGAUUUUUGAGACCACUGUGAAACGCUUGCAAGAGGCUUCCCGCACUACUCCAGCCGAGUUUGAGUGUAUAAACAGCAAGAAAAAACAGAAGAAGAAAAAUUAUAAGAACUCUGGAGUCGUGAGUGUGAAAGUUUGUCAGAUUACCAGAGAAUACACCUUUCUAGACUACGUAAUGGGAGGCUGCCAGAUAAAUUUUACUGUGGGCAUCGACUUUACAGGGUCAAAUGGGAACCCCAAGGCACCUGAUUCUUUACACUACAUCAGUCCUCAAGGUGUGAAUGAAUACCUCUCAGCCAUCUGGUCAGUUGGCCUUGUGGUCCAGGAUUAUGACAGUGACAAAAUGUUUCCAGCGUUUGGCUUUGGUGCCCAGAUUCCACCCAACUGGCAGGUGUCACACGAGUUUCCUCUUAACUUCAAUCCCUCAAAUCCAUACUGUGCCGGUGUUGAGGGCGUGGUGCAGGCCUACAGGGUGUGCCUUCCACAGGUCAAACUUUACGGCCCAACAAACUUCGCCCCCAUCAUUACACACGUGGCACGUUUUGCACAGGAGGCGUUACAGCAGAACACUGCAUCGCAAUACUAUGUUCUGCUGAUCAUCACUGAUGGAGUGAUCACAGACAUGGAUCAGACGCGGACAGCCAUAGUCGCUGCCUCCCGCCUGCCCAUGUCUAUUAUUAUUGUGGGCGUGGGCAAAGCUGACUUCACAGACAUGGAGAUUUUGGAUGGAGAUGAUGGACAACUGAGGUCUAUAACGGGAGAGCCGGCCGUACGAGACAUUGUGCAGUUUGUGCCCUUCAGAAAGUUCCAGAACUCUCCUAAAGAGGCUCUCGCUCAGUGUGUUCUUGCGGAGGUUCCUGGUCAGGUUGUCACUUUCUUUAACAUGAUGAAGCUUCCUCCUCCAAACAAUAACACUCCAGUUGCUGCUUCACAGGGGCCGACACAGAACUGAAGGGCCCAAUCCUUUCCUCAUACUGAACACAACUUCCAACUCAACAACUGGAUACAUCUCCACAACGCUGACCUAAUAUUAUGCUUUCUAAAGAGAAACACCACCUUUAAAAUGAUACAGUUGCUUUGCAAGAGCCUUACUUCUAAAGUGAAAUACUUCUAUAGAUCUUGUUAGGACUGCAUAGUUAGGGAAAGUAUGGCUGACUGUAUCCUAAAUGAAGAAGAAACAUUCUGCUAGAAGGGGAGAAAUGGUUCCUGUUAAAUUCCAGAAAACGUUACUGAAGAAACACUGUUAGACAUGCAGGUGAGAUGGCCAAACACAUGGGUGGUAUGAAUGUCUUUUAAAAACAAGUUCAGUUGCCAUUUAAUUCCCUAUAAAUCCUCUCGAAACUUGUUUAGAGUUUGCAUUAUGAUUUUUUUACUAUCUUGCCAUUCUCAUACUUUUAUGUAUAUAUAUAUAUAUAUAUGUUUUUUAUAUCUGUAGUUGAUUUUUUUAAACUGUGCCUGACUCAUAAAGCAUUUUGCAAAGCCAUAUUGCUGUGUAUUUGAGACAAAGUCUUACAUGGAUAUCAAUAAUGCGCCAGUGCAGUUUUAUUUACAUUUCCUGUACAAAUUGAUUUACACAGAUUAUGGGAGCUUUAUAUGCCAAGCUUUAUGUAUGGCAAGACUGCACAUAGACCUAAAGAGACUGUGGAAAAUUGCUCAGAUUUAUCUCAUAGAUUCAAUGUUGGAUAUAAAGUUAAUGUAUACAGAUGAAAGCUAAAACUGAUGUUUGUCUGUUUCAUGCAGCAGCUACUAUCAUGUGCUUGAAUGCACUGUGCAUGGAUACAAUAAAAGAAAUAUGCAUUAAUCAACUUUUACGAUCAGUAUUAACUAUGUUUGAGAUUUAAGUCUAUUUUGUUAGGUGUAACUUGCCGUUUACAUUACCACCACAAGCCGUAAGAAAGCAAUACAUUAUAUCAUCCUUGUUAUAUUUUAAAGAUAUAUUUUUUAUCAGACUACUUUUUGUUUGUAUUUUAAAGGGUAUCUUGUGUAUUGUUAGCACACUAUUGCAUGUGUUGUAUGUGCUUUUCUUAGUAAGUACGAUCUAUGUCCCUGUAGCAUGUUUUGUGCCAAAUAAAAAAAUAUAUAAACAUA
This is a messenger RNA of Xyrauchen texanus (razorback sucker), 2989 nucleotides long. RefSeq names its product copine III (gene cpne3). Gene Ontology annotation, molecular function: calcium-dependent phospholipid binding; receptor tyrosine kinase binding. Bases 228 to 1853 code for a protein of 541 amino acids. The record is from RefSeq and is a predicted model, not a curated record. NCBI's taxonomy places the organism in Eukaryota, Metazoa, Chordata, Actinopteri, Cypriniformes, Catostomidae. Gene Ontology annotation, biological process: ERBB2 signaling pathway; cellular response to calcium ion. Gene Ontology annotation, cellular component: plasma membrane. The transcript is spliced from 16 exons.